AUGAUUAAAUUACAUUCACUGUCAAUUCCCAAAAUUUGUCCCCGACAUUCGGUCAUCAACUUUGACGAUUUCACCCGACGUUCGGCCAUGGGCUCGGGAAUCUUAGACGAUGACCUACAGACCGGAACACGGUCAACCAAGAAGAACGUGGCGAAAAAAUAUCCGUGUCCCCGUAAAAUUCCAUUUCCCAGUAAAAUCUUGUGUCCCCGUGUAAUUCCAUGUCCUCGUCAGAUUCCGUGUCCCCGUGAACAUCCCAUGUCCACGUGA
Macrosiphum euphorbiae (potato aphid) is the source of this 267-nucleotide messenger RNA. NCBI's taxonomy places the organism in Eukaryota, Metazoa, Arthropoda, Insecta, Hemiptera, Aphididae. The record is from the annotation of a GenBank genome assembly.